UUUGGUAGGGACGGGACUGGGCCGGGCUAGCUAUUUUUAUCGUCUGUCAAAGCUAGUUAGCUACUGCUAACAUUGGAGCCUUAAACAUUCGUUCUCGACACGGUUAAAUUCGUUGUAAUAAAAUGGUCGUUGUGACAAACCACCAUGAAGAGCAGGAUUACAUCCUGAUUGAGGAGCGCAAAUGCACCUCCCUGCCCAACUCUCCAGCCAAGCGAGCGUGUCCCAGCAAAAAGAAACAGUUCUACAUCAACCAAGCCAUCCGCAACUCGGACCUCACGCCGCGAGCCAAAGGCAAGAAGAGCCUGCGGCGACAGGAGAACACACGUUUUCUUGCCAAUCUUCUUGAGAAGGACGACGAGUGUUCCAAAGAUGAACUGGAAGUUUGCAGUACUCCAGCAAUCCCGUCUAUCUUCACGGAGGCCUGGACCAAUGACGACUACAUCGAGCCAUGGAGUGACUUCAUGAAAUGUUCCGGAGAAGAGCAGGAGAGACUUUUGUCUCUGCUCGAGCAGGAAGUGGCCAAGAAGAAAGUCGCCAGUUGUCUCCUUAAAGACCAGAGGAAUGUAAAUCCUGCCUUCACAGCUCAGGAAUGUUUCCAGCGAAUCGACCGGAGACUGCGAACAACUUUGAGACGAAGACAAAUCCCUGUGGGAACGCUGGAAGUCCUUGAAGAAAACGUUCUGAGCUUCUUCCUCACGCAACCUCAUUCAGUUUACACAGCCAACCUCUCCAGCAGCUUUGAAAGGCUGCUGCUCCAUGCCGUCUGCCAGUACAUGGACCUCGUCUCUUCAAGCAGCAACUUGGAUGGGUGUCGUCAGACUGAAGUGGUCAACAAACAGGAGGACUUCCUGCCUCCCGCACUUUUGCUGUCGGCCUAUUUGGACCAAAGGUGCUAAGAUGAGGCUCACACUCACCAGCCUGGCCUUAAAUGUGUGCGCAACAAUAUCCUCGGUGAGGUCAGAGAAAUGUACCAUCUGCCUGGUUGGGCCUCUCACUUGAUUAUCUAGGAAUCCAAUUUGUUCUUUAACGUGCUACAUAGCAGUUUGGAUGCAAAGUCCUCGAAACAUGUAAUUAAGUACAAUGUGUCUAAAAGGGAAGUUAUUAAUGACGUUAAUUGCCCCGCCGCAAUCCGGCGGUUCACUCGGUGCUUGACGUGCCGACAUUCGAUGGUGCAUGUUCUCAGUUUUUGUGUUCACAACAGAACAUUUGCUUUGUCGUGUUUGACAAAUUUUUGGUCAUGGGUUGAUGAACCGUGUUUUGUUUAACUUGUCAGUCUAGAAAUGUUACUUUAAUUGUGUGUUAGUUACAUAAUGAGAUACUGUACAUGGCAAAAUCCAAAGGAUAUCUAGUUGGAUACGUUUACAUCGAGGUGAGCCAUUCAUUUCUAGCGAAUGAAUGAUUUAAUAGUAAUAUUUACAAUUGUGUUUUUACUUGGGAAUUAUGUAUACAGUACUAUACUUAAAGGACCUUGUCAUGCAGAAAAAAAAAGUUCUAGAUAUGAAUCAUGACUUAUAAGGAUGAUAACAUAAUGCUUUUGGGUGGCGGUAUAAAACAAAAUUGCUUUACCAAUUAGCGGCAUUAGCCUGCAGGAUUAACAAACUAGUUAGUGCAUGAAUCAUGGUCAUUGAAACGUCUCACCCGUGUGCUGUAGCUAAACGAGUACUUUUGUCUUUGUACGUAGUAUGAAAAAAAAAAAAAAGGUUGUGAAGAAGCACUUCUGCCUUAGGAAAGCAAAUCUAUUUCUAAGUUUGUACUUUACUGAACUUUAGAAACACAUUGCAGGUUAUUUUUAAGCAAAUCAAAUUCCAGUGUCUUCACGGAACAAGGCUUGAUCUGUCGACUUUUGUUGUCAACAACCAAAGUUUGUACGAAAUCUAAUUUCUCAGGUGGUGUACGAUUUUGCCACGGAAUGUCAUGUUGUAAUUUCACUCUUCGAGAUGAUCAUGUAUCAUGUUUAUUUGCCAACGCCUUCUAUUAUUCAUACUGUAAAUAUUGGGUGUGAUCAUUUUACACACAAAGUUGUGUACAUGUUUGUGUGUGCUACGGUUAUGGUGCUUAUUUAUAAUUAUCAUUACAAGGUUGUAUUUUUUUUCUCUGGAUUAUGUGCAUGAAAAUUCGGGAAGCCAUGUCUGAUUUAACAGUUUAAUAAACAUGACUUUAAAGCGCA
Messenger RNA from Syngnathus typhle (broad-nosed pipefish), 2167 nucleotides. RefSeq names its product R3H domain containing 4 (gene r3hdm4). The record is from RefSeq and is a predicted model, not a curated record. The transcript has 8 exons. The coding region runs from base 123 to 896 and encodes 257 amino acids. Lineage: Eukaryota; Metazoa; Chordata; Actinopteri; Syngnathiformes; Syngnathidae. Gene Ontology annotation, molecular function: nucleic acid binding.